Messenger RNA from Xyrauchen texanus (razorback sucker), 951 nucleotides. It is a transcript of the gene mkrn1, whose product is annotated as makorin, ring finger protein, 1. The record is from RefSeq and is a predicted model, not a curated record. Bases 97 to 951 code for a protein of 284 amino acids. The transcript is spliced from 5 exons. NCBI's taxonomy places the organism in Eukaryota, Metazoa, Chordata, Actinopteri, Cypriniformes, Catostomidae. Gene Ontology annotation, biological process: protein polyubiquitination. Gene Ontology annotation, molecular function: metal ion binding; ubiquitin protein ligase activity.
CCGAUUGCGAUUCGUCUUUUGUUUUACGAAAACACCCGAGUGCGAAUCGGCCGCUUUCCGGAAGAUCCGGGUGCUGGGGCUUCAACAUAAACAGCAAUGGCGGAGGCAGCGGCAGCGUCAACAGCGGCUCCAGCAGUUAUCGGAGGUUGGACGAAGCAUGUAACCUGCAGGUAUUUCAUGCACGGCCUUUGCAAAGAGGGUAACAACUGUCGAUAUUUACACGACCUCAACAGCUGCAAGCCAACCAUGACCUGCAAGUUCUUCCAAAAAGGAUAUUGUGCUUUUGGGGACUGUUGCAGGUAUGAACAUACCAAACCUGCCAAGAAAGACGAAGUCCCUAGUUCAAAGCCGUCGGUGCCGCUGACCGCUGCUCCCCUUGCUGGCACUCCUGAUCCCAUGUCUGAUGGGUCAGGUGGCAUGACCAGCACCCAGGAGAAGCCCCAAAGCUCGGGGGCAGUGGACUGGGUGAAUGCUGCAGAGUUCGUGCCAGGGCAGCCCUACUGUGGGAGGGCUGACCCAGUGCUGUUUGAGGGGCCUGGUCCCCUCAUUGAAGAAGAGUACGAGAAAGAACAAGCUAACAAAGAACUGAAGAAACAGCUUUGCCCAUAUGCCGCGGUCGGUGAAUGUCGCUAUGGUCUUAACUGUGCUUAUCUCCAUGGUGACGUUUGUGACAUGUGCGGCCUACAGGUGCUCCACCCUACCGACACCUCUCAGCGCUCACAACACAUCAGGGCUUGCAUCGAGGCUCAUGAGAAGGACAUGGAGAUCUCCUUUGCCAUCCAGCGUAGUAAGGACAUGAUGUGUGGCGUGUGCAUGGAGGUGGUGUUUGAGAAAACCAACCCCAGUGAACGCCGUUUCGGAAUCCUCUCUAACUGCAGCCAUUGUUACUGCCUCAAGUGCAUCAGGAAAUGGCGGAGCGCCAAGCAGUUCGAGAGCAAGAUCAUAAAGUAA